UCGUACUUUGACUAUUCAGCUCUCCCUUUGCGUUGCUCUCUUCCUUGUUAUCAACUUCGGUCGCCCUCAAAACUUGCUUUAUAACCAUAACCGUACCCCCCUUGAUCUCUACUUUAUCAGCGUCAGAGGAGGCUUCAGAUCAAUUCAACAACAGACCCAUCUUCUCAAACUCAUGGAGACUGUGGUGAAAGCUUAUGAUGUAAAGUUUGUGGUGAAUAUUUGCGAGCUGGGGGGGAUGAUCCACUCGUGCAGAACGUAACAAGGCUCUCUCCAUUACUGAAUAUUCCUUGGUAUACUACUGGAGGUUCUAAACGUGAUGGACUUGGUUGCUUUCUCCAGCAGAUAAAACUGCCCGGUGGGGAAAUGUUAGAUAUCAUCGGUUUAAAUACUUCUUCACUGCAGGACACAGAACUUGCGGGAUCAUCAAGUGGCACGAGGGACAGGUUGUCGAAUUGGCUUACAAGGACACUAAAAGCAACCAUUAGUAGCUGGAGGGUAGUAGUUGGAUUCCAUCCGUUGGUUGCAUGUGAAGAGGACGAGGAACAAUCGGUUGCAAAGCUGAUUAAUGAGCCUCUACACCAAAAAUUUGUUAAGUUUGGAGUGAAUGUUUACCUAAGUCAGCAAGGUUGCUUAAGCUAUGCCCUUCAAGAUAGUGUUGCUUAUAUAAGUUACCUAGGUUUGACUAAACAGAAAUUCCUUUCAGACUCUGCCAAUGAAAGAUACCAAGCUAGAAAAGAGAUGACUAAUGGGUUUCUUCUCCAUAGACUCAACUCGUUAGAGAUGGUUACCUACUUUGUUACCUCGGCAGGGGAGAUCGUGAACAAAAUUGUAGUCCGACAGAGGGGCAGAGAGAUCAUGUAAAAAACUGUCUGAAUUCUGUAUACAUUUGCUUCCAGUUUUUCUUUUUUCGAUUGUUUGAGCUUCUAUUCAACAAUCCCUGUAAAUGGCAUUUGAUUUACGGAUCAUUAUCCUUAUAUUUGA
Hibiscus syriacus is the source of this 981-nucleotide messenger RNA. RefSeq lists its product as uncharacterized. The record is from RefSeq and is a predicted model, not a curated record. The transcript has 9 exons. Bases 364 to 861 code for a protein of 165 amino acids. Lineage: Eukaryota; Viridiplantae; Streptophyta; Magnoliopsida; Malvales; Malvaceae.